Adineta steineri is the source of this 859-nucleotide messenger RNA. The record is from the annotation of a GenBank genome assembly. Lineage: Eukaryota; Metazoa; Rotifera; Eurotatoria; Adinetida; Adinetidae.
CUAAUAAAGAAAAUAGUACAAUUCUAAUAUGGCAAGAAGAGAGUGUCAAUCCAACAAUGAUCAUUUCCGGUAAUUUUACAAAACCCAAUUCUCUCUUCGUGACAUCAAAUGGCGAUAUUUAUAUUGAUGAUGGUGCUAAGAAUGGUCGAGUGCAUAAAUGGAUAGUAGAAACAAACAACUUUGUUACAGUGAUGAAUGUCAACUCAUCAUGUUAUGGUUUGUUUGUCGAUAUCACUGAUACUCUUUACUGUUCAAUGUACUAUCAUCAUCAAGUAGUAAAAAGAUCAUUAAAUGAUUCUGUGAUGAGUUCAAAUCGUGUUGCUGCUGGAACAGGUAUAUGGGGAUCAGAUUCGAAUCAAUUCGAUCGUCCACAUGGAAUUUUUGUUGACGUAAAUUUGGAUUUAUAUGUGGCAGAUUUCCUAAAUCAUCGAGUUCAGUUGUUCCAGUCAGGAAAAUCAAAUGGUAUCACAGUAGCUGGAAGUGAAUCACUAAAUCUAACAAUUACACUUCGUAAUCCAACUGGAAUUAUAUUAGAUGCGGAGAAAUAUUUGUUCAUUGUGGAUUAUGGAAAUGAUCGCAUUGUUGGUUCAGGUUUGAGUGGUUUUCGAUGUUUGAUUGGAUGUUAUGGAGAAGGUUCCCAAAACAAUCAAUUGAGUGGUCCAUGUAGUUUUAGUUUUGAUCAUUCUGGAAACAUGUUUGUUAUUGAUUCAUCAAAUCAUCGGAUUCAAAACUUUUUAUUGAUGAAAGAUUCUUUUGUUGUUUCAUUCAAUCAACCAAAGUUUUGUUCAACUGCCGCUUGGAAUUUCAAUGCAACUACCACUGCUGAUGAAUCGAUUGUUGGUCAAUUUCCUCUUGCCAU